Messenger RNA from Athalia rosae (coleseed sawfly), 2711 nucleotides. RefSeq names its product protein germ cell-less (gene gcl). Gene Ontology annotation, molecular function: protein binding. The transcript has 8 exons. NCBI's taxonomy places the organism in Eukaryota, Metazoa, Arthropoda, Insecta, Hymenoptera, Athaliidae. The coding region runs from base 208 to 1671 and encodes 487 amino acids. The record is from RefSeq and is a predicted model, not a curated record. Gene Ontology annotation, biological process: germ cell development.
GCUGCGCUUAUGUGUGUGUAUAUACGAACACAUCGCACAAAAUGUUUACGUUUUGGGUGCAGGCGGAUCACCUCGCUGUCAUUUCACAAUUAUCUCGAUUGAGCAAGAAUAUAAAUUAGGCAGAAUCAUUUAUAAAAAUAAACAUAAAAAACUAGAACCGUCGUGGGAAAUAAUUUGAAUAUUCGUAAAAAAAAUAGAUCUGCAGUUAUGGGCAGUUAUGCGAGCAGGAUUGCAUCCGUAUCAAAUAUUGCAGUGAAUUCCGUUUAUCGAACUCGCAAGCGAAAAUGUAUAGAAGAAGACGAUUUGGAUCCAGAAUCAGAAUUCAUCGACAGGACCUUACAAACACCAAAAAAAAGAAAAUUGUUGACAACAGCACAGUAUAUUUACAAAACCCUAUUCCAAGAAGAAAAAGGUAGUGACGUCACUGUCCUGAUGUUGGGAAAAGCUUGGAGGCUGCACAAAGUCUAUAUAACUCAGAGCCCCUACUUUUCAAGUAUGUUCUCUGGGUGUUGGCGAGAAGCUAAUGAAAAAGUAGUCAGCGUAGAGAUAACAGAUCCAAAUAUCACCUUGGACUCUCUGGGAACUGUGCUAGGUUCUCUGUAUCUUGACGAACUUAGUUUGGAGCCAAAGGAUGUAAUAUCAAUACUUGCAACAGCUACAUUAUUCCAGUUACAAAGUUUGAUUGACCAAUGUACAGAAAUUAUGGUAGAAACAACAAACAUCAAAACUGUAGUAGCUUAUCACAAUGCCGCUGCGUCAUAUGGGGUCCCUGUUGUAAAGAAGGCUGCUAAACGGUGGCUCGAAGUCAAUUUACUUGGAUAUGGGUGGCUUCAUCCCGAAAUUCUGAAUGAAAUCACACCAGAUUUAAUGGUUGAAUUAAUCACUAGUCCGGAUCUUGUCGUCAUGCAAACAGAAUUUUGCAUUUACAUGAUGCUUAGGAUAUGGUUGUUCAUUCAUCUGCAGAAGAAGCAAGAAAUUAUGCAAAUAGAAGAAUUUUUCAUGAACCACACGUGGACAGAGCCAUUCCUUACCACGGAGGAGGGCAAAGAAUACGCUGCACCGUUCAAGUCGUUGAGGAUGAAAUACUUACUUCUUCAUCAUCAAGACAUCAAAAUUUUGUAUGGUGAUAAUCUAAUCCCCCCUGACUGGCUACACGAUGCUUACAAAGAACAGUGGCAUCACCUUCUGCAAAUUGACGCAGGCAAAGACUGUGGUCCGAGGCAGAUGAGUGAAGAGGAAUUUGCCCGAGGAUGCUUCAGAUGUGGUAGGUGUGUAGAAAAGGGUGGGGAGCACAUCUGGCGUUGGACGGCAUUCCAUUUUGGACUAGAUAUUGUUACCUCUUUGGAUACAACGACUUUAAGAAUUAAACUAAAUCAUAGAACAGACACGGAACACAUACAAUCUAAUCACGCGAAGCAUAAUAUCAUCGUAAAAGUGAGCUUAAUUUCCUUAGAUGAACAGCGACAGGUGAAACACAUUCAGAAUACUGGAAUGCUCAGAUUAUCCUUGCACAAAAACGAAGAGAAACAAGUAAUGGCGCUUGACAAACAGUUGACCUAUCCCCUGUAUAUAUCAGUUAACAUGCAAGUUGUUACACCUUUUGCAACGACAGAGGAACCGAAGCCGCAGCAGCCUGCACCGAUAGUCAUGGUGCUUUCCGACACACUAUAAGAUUCGUUUUUAUUUCCCUGUACCUUCAUCUGAUCAGGAUCGCGGAGCAAGUUUCAAUAAUCGAUUCAUACUAUGACGUUGGGUCAAGCCUUAAUGGGGCUUGUUACUUAUUACUGGUGUGCUUAAAUUACGUGAUAUCGAGCUAAAUGAAGCAAUGAAUUCAAACGCUCAAAUACUCAAUCUGAUUUUUUUCACGUUUCAAAUUUUAAAAGUUAGACUACUUUUUUUUUUUUUUUCUUAAUUGUUUUUUCAUUCCAUUUUCGCUCCAUUCAUUUUUACGCUUGCAAACUGCCCAUAAGUGAUCUUUGAAUAUCGGUUCGGGGUGGGUAACAGAAACUAAAUUGCCAAGAUCUAGAAACUCACAAUACAAAUAAACGCUAAUGCUUUUAUAACAAUAGGUCUGCCUAUUUUCUGGAGCCGCCAGCUAUUCAUUCACAACUCAUUCUAUUAAACUGUUUACGCUAAAGACACGUAUUAUGAUUAAAACCUUUGGCCCAUGUUGUAAUUACGUGCGUGUUACUUACGUGAACUCCUAGUUAAAAAUGAGCGAUUUACAUCGGAAUCGUAAAUCUUUCACCCUGUCAGUAAUAAGUUUCUUAUUAUUUAGGUCGUUGGUUUUAAUGCAUAAAUGGAAGUUGAUAGCCUAUGUCAAAAGUGACAAAUUAAGACCAUGUUGAGAAGCAUUUAUCCACGUCAGAUUCUCACUUUCUAGUACUAUGAAUGUACGUCAGUACGUUACGCGUAAUUUUCACAUAUACAUACAUAAUAUAUAUUGUAUGUGGUGCCUUUGCAUAAAAAAAAAGAAAAUAAACCUGGUAUUAUAUUAUUACUUUUAUAAAUAUAGAGAAUAUCUAGUAUCAUAUAAACACUUGUAAAAAUAUACUAUACCUAAAUUCGAAUCGUUGCGAUAAAAUGUUAAAAUAACAAGAUACUUAUAUUUGAAAAACUUUUUUCGCAUAUCUGUAUGUCAUGUGUACAUUAAUACAGAUACUCAACUGCGUGUAUGAUAAUAAAGUAUUUAUAUUGUAAUAUAAUAAUAA